GUUAUGAGAAAAACGAAAGCCCCUUCAAAAAAAAAAAAAAAAAAAGCACAAGCGUCCAACGUCGGCGAUGAACACCCCGUAUAUAAAUUGGAAAAUUUAACCAACGUCGACUAAAUUUUCUCUCUCCUCUGAUUCAUCUUCAACAUCUCGAGCUUCACUUUAAUGGAGGAACACAAAGCACCGGCAACCGCCAUUGCAGCUUCUCUCCAAAACCUUGCUCUUGAUUCUUCCGCCACCCCCGCCGCCUCUUUCUUAUUCCCAGUCCUUCCACUUAAAAGAACAAAGCCUCCGAGUUUGGUCAGCUUAUGCAUUGCUGUCAUUGGGAAGCAUUUGGAGGAUCUCAUUCCCGAGUUGGGCGAGAUUGCUAUUGGUUUUCCGGCACAUAUUAAGCUGUCAAUUGCUGCAGUUGCUAGGAGAAAAAAGCUUCUAAAUGAUGAAGUAAUCAUCUCUCUUGCUGAUGGCACCUGGGAAAUCCUUGACGUUUCUUGUACAGAUGUUUCAGAUUUUGGUCUUGCAAAGGUGGCAGAGAUGUGUCCAAAUUUGCGAGCAGUGAAUAUAAGCCAAUGCAGCAGAAUCACUCCUAAUGGUGUCUCUCAACUGGUGAAGCAUUGUCAAUCUUUGGAAAUAUUAAGAUGUGGAGGGUGUCCUCGGAGUGAUUACACUGGAAGAAGAAGCUUACACUUAUUUAAACCAGAUCUGAACAAUUUGGAAGGAGAUUCGUGGGAGGAACUCGAUACCACAGAGUUUACUCAUGGUGGACAAUCCCUGAGAUGGCUUGUGUGGCCAAACAUUGAUCCUGAUUCUUUGGAGAAUUUCUCCUCCGAAUGCCCUCGUGUUAUAGUCAACCCAAAUCCUUCACCUUUUGACUUCAAGGAAGUUGCUGUCCCCAAGGAAGCUCUGCCAAACACAGUUUUGGAUGAACAUGCUGUUGAGGAUAUAGACCCCACUAUAUGGGCAUCAUGUAGACCAACAAGAAAAAUUCUACCGAUCAUUUCUACUCCCAGCGAGUUGUCCAUGGCUGAGAAGUUUAGGUUAGCAUUUGUUGAGAGAGAUACAAGGUUGGCUCCUAAACGAGCCAAGAAUGCAAGGCAACAUCAGCGUCGUGCAGAGAGAGAGUGGAUGAUGACCUCAGAAGCCAAAGCUAUAUCUCAUGCUUCACGGGCAAACAAAUCACGUGGUAGAAGCUAGCGUUGCAAUUAUAUUUGAUGGCCUCUUUUCUUUCUUUUAGCCAUUUAGUUUACUGUUAUAAUCUUUCUGAUAUUAAUUGUUAAAAUGCGGGGGAGAAAAGAACACUUGGUAUCUUACUAUCUUGGUCAAUUGGAUUACCUUUAGUGGUAUACUUGAGGAAGUUAUAGGCAGGGGACGCAAUGUAUUACGUAUGUAUGACAAUGAAAACAUAAGACGUAGCUCUUAAGUUUGUAUAUUGUACAAAUGUACAGUUUUACAUUAGUGUGUAUGUUUGGAUACUUUGAUAA
Molecule: messenger RNA, 1475 nt
Organism: Chenopodium quinoa (quinoa)
Lineage: Eukaryota; Viridiplantae; Streptophyta; Magnoliopsida; Caryophyllales; Amaranthaceae
Exons: 6
Coding region: 163-1188 (341 amino acids)
Source: RefSeq, a predicted model, not a curated record